AUGACAGCCGGGUGCCAAGUGCGCAUGCGCAAGAAGCGGUGCUUUUUGUGAAUGGUAAGGCGGUACCUGGGACACAUGACAGAUCCCAUAAGCCGCCAGACCAAUCACAAAGCGCAAGUGCUUCUCGCUCAUGCGCACUGGGCACCCGGCUGUCAUGCCGAGCGCCAUUACAGAAGCCGGGAAGACAGCGCGCGGCUGGAUCGAGGAACAGGUAAGAUCAAACAAAAACUCUGCGGAAGUAAGAGCGGUUUAAAAUUUUGGCUCUUUGUGUCUAACUUGUUCGCCACCCCUGUGCUAUACAGUUUAUUACAUUUUUGUUUUUAAGUUUAGAUACACUAAACUAGUGUGGACCAGUAGUGGUAGGUGU
Messenger RNA from Staurois parvus, 367 nucleotides. The record is from the annotation of a GenBank genome assembly. Lineage: Eukaryota; Metazoa; Chordata; Amphibia; Anura; Ranidae.